This is a messenger RNA of Tripterygium wilfordii, 2314 nucleotides long. Its product is annotated as GTP-binding protein BRASSINAZOLE INSENSITIVE PALE GREEN 2, chloroplastic. Gene Ontology annotation, biological process: brassinosteroid mediated signaling pathway; chloroplast rRNA processing. Gene Ontology annotation, molecular function: GTP binding. Bases 69 to 2045 code for a protein of 658 amino acids. NCBI's taxonomy places the organism in Eukaryota, Viridiplantae, Streptophyta, Magnoliopsida, Celastrales, Celastraceae. The transcript has 3 exons. The record is from RefSeq and is a predicted model, not a curated record. Gene Ontology annotation, cellular component: chloroplast stroma; mitochondrion.
CCAGUUCCCAGUUGGACUAGGCAAUUCUAUUCUCCUCUACCGCACUCGCUUCUUCAACAAGCGCGAAUAUGAGCUUGAAGCUGCCCUGGUCCGUCGGUCUGCAAGGAAUCCCAGAAACAAAAGGCCUUCUUUUCGCAGGUAACCUCAAUUUUUCUUCAUUUUCCUUUUCUUUGAAGCAAAACCCACUUCACGGAAUCCACCAAAACAAGAGUCAUAAAGUUUCACUCGUUUCUUUGGCUGUAAAGAAUGAGGUUUUAAGUGAUACAGCACAAAGAAACCGUGGUAGAAUAGCGCCUAGAAAGGGAGGUAGAGACCCAAUAUUGAGUGAGGGAAGAGAUGUGGAUGAGAAAUACGGGACAAUUUGCCCUGGUUGUGGGGUCUUCAUGCAAGAUAAGGAUCCAAACCUUCCUGGGUAUUAUCAGCAAAAGAAGGUUAAUGUUGAAAAUGAAAUGCCGGAGGAUUUGGAGGAAGAGGAGGAUUUUGAUGAUGAGGAGGAGGACGACUUUGUGGAUGACAUUCAGGAUAAGUUUGAGGAAACUGAUGAGGAAGAAGGUAAUCUGGGAAAGGGAGAUGGGUUUGAUUGGGAUUCUGAUGAAUUUGAAGCCUUAUUACAAGGUGAAGAGGAUGAUAUGGAUUUGGAUGGCUUUAGGCCGCCAGAUGUUGGAUAUGGCAACAUUACAGAGGAGGUGAUAGAGAAAGCGGAAAUGAGAAGGAACGCAAUGAAGGUGUCAAAAGCGGAAAGGAAGAGGAUGGCUCGGGAAGCUGAAAGGGAAAAGGAUGAGGUUACAGUGUGUGCUCGGUGUCAUUCGUUGAGGAAUUAUGGGCAAGUAAAGAAUCAGACGGCUGAGAAUUUGAUACCGGAUUUUGAUUUUGAUAGGUUGAUUGCAACCAGGCUUAUGAAACCUACUGCGAACGCCAAUUCAACCGUUGUUGUGAUGGUUGUUGAUUGUGUUGAUUUUGAUGGCUCAUUUCCAAAGCGGGCAGCAAAGUCAUUGUUUAAGGCAUUGGAAGGAGCCCAAAUUAAUCAUAGGGCCAGCAAGCAGUUGCCAAAACUUGUUCUCGUGGCUACAAAGGUUGAUCUCCUCCCAUCGCAAAUUUCACCAACUAGGCUAGAUAGAUGGGUUAGAAACCGUGCCAAGGCUGGAGGGGCACCUAAGCUAAAUGGAGUAUAUUUAGUUAGUGCAAGAAAAGAUUUGGGUGUGAGGAAUUUGUUGGCAUUUAUCAAGGAAUUGGCUGGUCCUCGAGGGAAUGUAUGGGUUAUUGGAGCUCAGAAUGCUGGGAAGUCCACUUUAAUCAAUGCUUUUGCAAAGAAAGGAGGGGCCAAAAUUAUGAAACUCACAGAAGCACCAGUUGCUGGAACCACACUUGGAAUAUUGAGAAUUGGAGGAAUUUUAUCAGCCAAGGCAAAGAUGUAUGACACUCCUGGGCUCUUACAUCCAUAUCUAAUGUCAGUGAGACUGAAUAGGGAUGAGCAGAAGAUGAUCGAAAUUCGGAAGGAGCUAAAACCACGGACAUACAGAGUGAAGGUAGGGCAGGCUGUUCAAGUUGGUGGCUUGGUGAGAUUAGACCUCAAUCAAGCUUCCAUUGACACAAUAUAUGUCACCAUCUGGGCAUCACCUAAUGUAUCUCUACACAUGGGAAAAAUUGAGAAUGCUGAUGAAAUUUGGCAAAACCAUGUUGGUAUUAGGUUGCAGCCUCCAAUUGGUGAAGACCGAGCUUCCAUGUUGGGCAAAUGGGAAGACAGGGCAAUCAAAGUGACUGGAACAAGCUGGGAUGUGAAUAGCAUUGAGAUUGCAGUUGCUGGUUUUGGAUGGUUUUCUUUGGGCCUCAAAGGUGAAGCAACACUGACAUUGUGGACAUAUGAUGGUGUCAACGUUACUUUAAGAGACCCUUUGGUUCUUGACCGUGCACCAUUCCUUGAGAGACCAGGGUUUUGGCUACCUAAGGCUAUAUCUGAGGCCAUUGGCAGCCAAAGUAAACUUGAAGCUCAGAAGAUGAAAUUUCAAGAAGACAGCGAUGAAUCCUUGUCCCAGGUGCCUGCUUAAGGAACCACUUUUUCCAUUAGCAGUUCUUAGAGAAACUUCAGAAAUUUUUGUCUUGACAAAACGAAACAUAGUCCCGGAUUAAUUCCAUUUAGGUAACCUCGAACAUUUAGAUGUUUACCAAAUUGACAGAAGUGUGUGUCUCGUUAAAUCAAGAGUAUAGAACUUGUUAUAAUAGGUUUGAAUAUUGUGACAUCAAUGUUUAAGAUGUAAUGUAUGAAGUUCGAAUUCAUAGGGUAAUAUGAUAUACAGGUUUAUACUGGUUUCUUUGC